Periophthalmus magnuspinnatus is the source of this 852-nucleotide messenger RNA. RefSeq names its product charged multivesicular body protein 4Ba (gene chmp4ba). The record is from RefSeq and is a predicted model, not a curated record. The transcript has 5 exons. Gene Ontology annotation, cellular component: ESCRT III complex; cytoplasmic side of plasma membrane; multivesicular body. Bases 165 to 821 code for a protein of 218 amino acids. NCBI's taxonomy places the organism in Eukaryota, Metazoa, Chordata, Actinopteri, Gobiiformes, Gobiidae. Gene Ontology annotation, biological process: vesicle budding from membrane; late endosome to vacuole transport via multivesicular body sorting pathway.
AAGAGAAAGACAAAAACAACAGCGAAAGCAGCGAGCAGCUACAGCGACCCGGAGUUUUAUUUUACCGCAAAAAGAGCGCACCGAAACGCAAGCAGAGACAUUUAACGGUUUAAUUAUUUAGUGUACGCUUUAAAGAUUCGCUGUUGUUCACGUUAACCGGCAAAAUGUCGCUUGUCGCUAAGAUAUUUGGUAAGGGAAAGGGCGAGAAAGGGCCAACGCCACAAGACGCGAUCCAGAAGCUGAGGGAGACCGAAGACAUGCUGAUAAAAAAGCAGGAAUUUCUGGAGAAAAAGAUCGAUCAUGAGUUGGCGACGGCGAAGAAAUAUGGCACGAAAAACAAAAGAGCGGCUCUCAUGGCCCUGAAGAGGAAAAAACGCUUAGAGAAACAGCUGGAGCAGAUUGACGGGACACUCUCUACCAUCGAGUUCCAGAGGGAGGCACUAGAGAAUGCCAACACCAACACAGAGGUGCUCAAGAACAUGGGCUAUGCUGCCAAGGCACUCAAGCAGGCCCACAACAGCAUGAACGUAGACGAUGUUCACGACUUGAUGGAUGACAUCGCAGAACAACAGGAACUGGCCAACGAGAUCUCUACAGCUAUCUCCUCUUCUACAGGCUUCGGCAUGGAUAUGGACGAGGAUGAAUUAUUGGCUGAAUUGGAGGAGCUGGAGCAGGAAGAACUGGACGAGAAAAUGCUCAGUGUGGAGGGAACCGGAAACAUGGACCCCCUCCCCAGUGUGCCCACCACCUCACUGCCUUCAGCCAAGAAGAAGGAGGAAGAGGACGACGAGAUGGCAGAGCUGGCUGCCUGGGCGACCUAAACAACCUCCUCCGGCCUUCUCCACCUUCAAA